Messenger RNA from Cottoperca gobio, 3466 nucleotides. It is a transcript of the gene dennd1c, whose product is annotated as DENN domain containing 1C. Gene Ontology annotation, molecular function: phosphatidylinositol phosphate binding; guanyl-nucleotide exchange factor activity. Gene Ontology annotation, biological process: endocytosis; endocytic recycling. The record is from RefSeq and is a predicted model, not a curated record. Gene Ontology annotation, cellular component: cytosol; intracellular membrane-bounded organelle. Lineage: Eukaryota; Metazoa; Chordata; Actinopteri; Perciformes; Bovichtidae.
CACUGCUAUUGCGCUGAUUGAGCAGACGGCUGCUAUCGCUGUGUCCUCAUCCGUUUGCACCACUGCUACAUCAGAGGUUUGACUAUCAUCUGAUACACCUGCUGGAGAUCUCUGCCCUCCUGGACAAACACAUGGACACAGACACAUCUAGACAGCAUGGGCUCCAGAUUGAAACCAAAUCCUGAGCGAACCUUCUACUGGUUCUUUGAAGCAACUUGCCCCGUAGCCAGAGACAAAGAUCCUGGUGUAGUGUUUCAAUUUCCAGAGGACUUCAGCGAUGAGGAGUCUUGUCAAACAUUACCCAAGUUCUGCUUCCCGUAUGACAUACAAAGAACGAGGGAGGGAGUGGCCGUGCAACACUUUACUUUUGUUUUGACUGACCUUGAGGGAUGCCAGCGGUUUGGCUUUUGCCGUCUUGCCAACCAUACACAUACCUGCCUUUGCAUACUCAGUUAUCUUCCAUGGUUUGAAGUGUUUUACAAACUUCUCAACAACUUGGCCGAUUACCUCACGAAAGGACAAACCAAUGAGAUGAAAGUGAUGCUGUCUGCGCUCUACAAGCAGCUACCACUGGCAGCUGGAUCUGUCACUCUGCAGAUGGGAGAGCAGCUAUUGGUCAGCACAGAGGUGUCCCAUCCUGUUGGAGACCCAGAUAGAAAAGAGGGGAUUCCAUACUUCAUCGCUCCAGACCCCAAAAGUCUCCCUUCCAUCCCUGAAAAUAGGAACUUGACAGAGCUGAUUGUGGCAGUAGAUGUGGGGAACCUCCUCCAGCUCUACGCCAGCAUGCUGUUUGAGAGACGCAUCCUCAUCUUUGCCAGUAAACUCAGCACACUGACGUCUUGCGUGCAUGCACUCAGUGCUGUGUUAUACCCCAUGUACUGGCAACACAUCUUCAUCCCUGUCCUGCCACCCCACCUGCUGGACUACUGCUGUGCGCCUAUGCCUUACCUAAUAGGGGUCCACACCAGUCUAUAUGAGAGGGUGAGGAGUCGGGGCUUGGAGGAAGUUGUAAUUCUGAAUGUGGAUACAAACACUCUGGAAAACCCCUUUGACGAUCUGAAAAGGAUACCUUCAGAUGUGAUGUCCGGGCUGAAGGUGUGUUUGAAGCGUCAGGCGGUGUCUCCUGGCUGCGGGAUCUCAAGGGCCUUCCUGAAAGCUCAGGCUCUGCUGUUUGGAGGCUACAGGGACGCGCUGCAGGGUCACGAGGAGGGUGAGAUGUUGUUCAGUGAGGAACUGUUUGUAGAGCACAAGUCUAGCAGUAUGAGGCAGUUCCUCCAGAGUGCCAUUCAUUUACAGUCCUUCAAACAGUUCAUUGAUGGUCGCCUGGAUAUUCUGAACAAAGAGAAGGAACCAGAUGAUCUCUUUGAGGAGGAGAUCUUAAAAUGUGAAGCAGGGAGAAGCAAAUCUUAUCAACAGUUAGUUGGUAAUUUAAAGAAAGGGGGAGGAGCGCUUAUCCUUAACAUGAAGUCCAAAGCAAACAUGAGGACCAAAGGUCUCACCAAGUCUGGUUUGAAAAACCUGCUGAUGCAAAAGGCCCACAAUGACGAACACACCCUUCAGAGAGGAGGAUCUGUGUCGCACCGUCGUGCCCGAUCCGACUGCUUGCAGAACCGCCUGCCAAUCACACAACACUUUGGGAGGUCGCGUCCUCGUCGGCCUGUACACCAACACAGGGCUCCCGGAGACGAAGAGGACAUGCAGGACAAUGGGGACACAUGGGAUGGGGCUGUGUCUGGGGCUGUGAUCGAGCCAGACACACAGCUCCAGAAGGAUAAAGACGAAGAGGAAGAUUCACUGCUGUGUGACCCGGAGGAGAUGGAUCUGCUGGGGGAGAUCUUUGACACGCUCAGCUCCCGGAGCUCCCACGAACGCGGCCUGCUGUAUGGCACGCGCAGCCUGGAUCUGUUUGGACCGGACAGCCAUGACUAUAUCAGGAAGGGCAGUUUUCCAGCCAACCCCAGCCAGGAGAGCCUGUCUCUGUCCUUGAGUGGCAGUGGCAGCAUACACAGCUGGAAUCUGGAGACCACGGAGGAGCUGUCAGACCUGACGGAAGACUCUGAUUGCCUUUGCUUGGACACCAGCGUACCAGAAGAGGAGGGGAAAGAGAGUCUGCUGGCAGCGUGUGAAAUGGGGCAGCAAGAAAGCAGACUACAGGAAGUAGUGAAGGUAGCAAUAAACGGGAACCGAAAAGAAGAAACAGACAGCGGAAAUAACUUUAAGGAAGUGAAGUUAGAGGAAGAGACGGAGAUUCAGGAAAAGACAGUGAGUUUAGGAGAGGUCCCUGUGAAAGAAAUGGCUGAGAAGCGAGAGGAUGGUGGGUUGAAAGAAAAGAGGGAAGAUGUGCAAAAUCAGAGUGAGGAGGUAGCUGAGGGACAAGAGAUGGAUAAAGGAACAAAUGAAAUGCAGAAAGGUGAAGCAAGAGAAGAAGAGGGACAAGAGAAGGAGAAAGGUGAAGCAAGAGAAGAAGAGGGACAAGAGAAGGAGAAAGGUGAGGAAGUGACCUUAAACAAACUUAUAAAACUGAAUCCCCAUCAUCCCAACGGCGAGGAGGAGCAGCAGGGACUGGAGGACAAUCUGGAACCCGCAUCUUCUCCUGGGCCUCGGAGUCUCAGUGUUGACCCUAAACCUACAGCAGGUCAUGAAAAAAGAAGUGAAGAAGCAGUAAAGACAGAGGAGCUGGAGAUGAGACAGACCGCCUCCUCGCCUGAAGUGCUAUCUGCUGUAACACGCUUCCAGCUAAAGUGCAGCAACAAGCAACCGGCUGAACCUGGGAGACCUUGCAACACACUUUGGAGCAAGGAGAAUGCACAAACUCACCUGCCAUGUGACUCGAAUAUAUCAGAGGGAAAAAAACGUUCAGAGGAUGAACGAGAGGAGGAAGACCCGCCUCUGAUCAAAGUGUCUGAACUGAAGAAGAAAUUUGAAGCUUAAAGGAUAGUGCUUUGUCUUGCUUUCAACAAACCCCAUGAAAACACCAACAUGAGCAAUGUGCGAGUCCGUCUCUCAGGGCUUUCUGAUUUCUCCUGCGGUCUGUGACUCUCAGACCCAAGCAGAGCUUUGGAAAAUGGGCCACAAAUAUAUAGUUUCAUGUUAUUUAAAAAUGAAUGACUUAGAUUUAAGAAAAUGUAACACAAACUGCAUUUAGUUGGUUAUUAUCAGGCACAGAUUUGGUGCGCUGAGUGUUUACAGCAGCAGGAGGGUGUUCGUGGGAUUAGGUCAAAAUAAACUAAAGUGCGUGUUCAUCGUACUAAAAGAGCAGGUCACCCAGUAACAUGUGGCUCACUGAUGGGUUUUUAAUCAUUUUCAUGGGAUUUGUUGACUGAGAAAAACAUAUGGCACCUUGCAAAGAUUAAGCAAAUAUUUUAACAUUUGUUUAUUUUUCUGAAUAUUGUAAAGUUAGACUGACUGGUGAAUUGCACUUAGAAACAUGGUUGAAAUAAAAAGGACAUUUAAUGUUUUACAUAUC